CCAUGGCGGCGGCGGCGCUGCGGCGGUUGGGCCGUGCGGUUCCGCGGGUCAUCACAGGGGCGCCGCGCCGUGGGCACCGCCUGACGCAGUCGGACGACGAGAUGUACCAGCGGACGCGGGUGACGGUGCUGCAGCCCGAGAGCCCCAACACCGCCUUCAUCGAGGGCUACAGCAGCCGCGGGUUCAGCAUCAGCGGCACCGUGGUGGUCGGCCCCUGUGCCGUGCUGCCCCGCGCCAUCCUCCAGUGGAACGUCGGAUCACACCGAGACAUCUCGCUGCAGAGCCUGUCGCUGUUCCGCCUGCUGGAGCCGCGGAUAGAGAUCCUGGUGCUGGGCACAGGGGACAGAGUAGAGCAGCUCCAUCCCGCCGUGCUGAGGCAGAUGCGGCUGUGCGGGAUCGCCGUGGAGGUGCAGGACACGCCCAACGCGUGUGCCACCUUCAACUUCCUGACAAGCGAGAAGCGCCUGACAGCCGCCGGCCUCAUCCCCCCGCGGGGCACCAACACGGAGCUCCCGGCGCUGCCCUUUGCCACGGACUGAGUGCUUCUGUCCUCUCCCACCCGCAGCACCGGGGCUGCCCCACACCGAGCGCCGGGCGGAGAGACGCUGCAGGAUGGGCAGUCGGAGCCCAGCUGCUGGCUGAGUGCUGCCUCUCGGCUGUGGAGCACUGUACGGCCGUGCUUGGGGGCUGCACAAGGAGAAUACACAUAAAUCAGAAGUACAAAGCAA
This is a messenger RNA of Lagopus leucura (white-tailed ptarmigan), 728 nucleotides long. RefSeq names its product NADH:ubiquinone oxidoreductase complex assembly factor 3 (gene NDUFAF3). The transcript is spliced from 5 exons. The record is from RefSeq and is a predicted model, not a curated record. NCBI's taxonomy places the organism in Eukaryota, Metazoa, Chordata, Aves, Galliformes, Phasianidae. The coding region runs from base 3 to 539 and encodes 178 amino acids. Gene Ontology annotation, cellular component: mitochondrial inner membrane. Gene Ontology annotation, biological process: mitochondrial respiratory chain complex I assembly.